AUGCUCUCCCUCAACACCAUCACCGGCCUCCUCCUCGCCGCCGCCGCCACCACAACCCCCGUCUCCGCCGCGGUCCUCCCCCGCGCAGGCACAGUCUCCAUCACCCCCCACGAGCAAUACUCCUCCUCCGUCGGCGUCCUCGGCUGCCUCAUCAACACCAACCGCGUCGCCUACUGGCCCAGCCCCCCGGACUGCAACAACCUCUGCGUCGAGCUCAAGUACCAGGGCCGCACCGUCCACGUCCUCAAGAUCGACCAGUCCGGCGGCGCAAACGACAUCUCCUACGACGCCUGGAACUUCCUCCUCUCCGGCAAGUCCGCCACCGAGAGCCCCCGCACCGGAGGCGGCUUCAACGUCGACUGGGCCUACGUCGGCAUGGACAAGUGCAAGGGCCUCCUGCACAACGGCAAGCUGCCCUUUGCCGCCGCCAACAGCAUGAACUUCAUCUCCGGCUGCCUCGGCCAGAAGGACUCGUGGGUCGCCAAGAACUACGAGCUCAUCAACAUUGUCGAUCCCGUCUGCCACUAUGGCUGGAACGAGGUCUGCAAGCUCAACCUCGCCGUCAGCAACCAGCCCAGCUGCCCCCACCAGCUCGGUGACCCUCACCAGGGCACUGGCCUGUCCGUUACCAACAUCCAGUACGGCACUGGCAAGCCCUACAAGGCCUAA
This is a messenger RNA of Trichoderma reesei QM6a, 669 nucleotides long. RefSeq lists its product as uncharacterized. The record is from RefSeq and is a predicted model, not a curated record. NCBI's taxonomy places the organism in Eukaryota, Fungi, Ascomycota, Sordariomycetes, Hypocreales, Hypocreaceae. The transcript has a single exon. The coding region runs from base 1 to 669 and encodes 222 amino acids.